AUAAUCUAAUCUCGCGAUAUGGGCGACGCUCCGCCUUGGAGACCAGCAUGUUUACAUGGAUACAGCCAGGAGGAAACAAGCUUCAUGGAAACACACGAAGCUCCACAGUCGCUGUGGAAUCUUAUCGUCGAACACGUCCCUGAGUCAGAGCUUCCGGAGAUCCGCGGUUUCCUCGGAGAUGCGUUGAUUGACAUGUACACUGAGACGCUUGCAGAGGUGGAGGUGUGGCAGCACAUCUGGAGAGAGGUCAAGCAGGGGGGCCCCAGCAGGGCCCAGACCCCCUGCCCCGCCCUGGCAGAUCCCCCUGCCGUCAGAGAGCUGCUCAGGGCCCAGGUCCAGCUGCUGCUGCUCUCGGUCAGAGAGAGGGCUGCCAGGGAGGGACGGGAUGGAGACGCGGUCAUGUCACGGUACAAACCAGCUGUGGUGAAUUACGCUCUGGCUACCCCUAGUAACCGUAGUGAUGGCGUGGGCCCCCCCAGCAGGUCGGCACCCCGCCAGAACACACUAGUUCAAAUCAAUCUCUACUUUACUUUACCCUACCCAACUGUACUCUACUUUACCCUACCCAACUGUACUCUACUUUACCCUACCCAACUGUCCAGCUCCAGAAGCUCCCUCAGUUCCUCCUGUCAGGAGGAGAUCGAGACCAUGAGGAGCCAGCUGAACGUCUCCAGUAUAGACCAGGCGGUGUCCCAUCUUCAGGCCGUUCUGACGCAGGAGUGGGAGCUGCUCAAGACCCAUGUCCAGACUCUGCAGGAGAGAGUGGAACAGGAGCACAGAACACAAGUCAUGGCUGUGGCACCAGAACCCACGGUGACAGAGCUCCGAGAGCAGCGCAGAGUCCUCCAGAUGGACCUGGAGCGUCCCUGCCUCCUCCCCACCUGUCCCCCCUCCACCCAGGACCCCGGCCCGGCACAAAGCCACAGGUUGACAGGGAAGAGAGGACUCUAUGUAGGUGACAGGAAGACACAGUCAACUCUGACCUCCACAGUGACCUCUGGACCCAACACUCCCCCCCACAUCAGACCUCACCGUCCGCCAGCCCCUCCCAGAACGGAACCUCCUCCCAUGAGAAGAACACGGACUCAGUCCACCUCUUCAUCUUCCUCACCCUCCACCAGGAAUGUAAGCCCUCUUCAACCCUUCGAUCACCAGACUAACCCCGGCCCCGAGUCCACACGUUCUCCUCACAGGACGCCCAUCCAUCCCAGCGCCGCUGUCUGUCGAGGGGAGGUCGUCUCCUCACCCAUCACCAGUCAUCCCUGCAGCUCUCCAACCACGCCGGACCUGAGCCCUCUGCUACCAGCAAGCCUUCACAGGCUCGCGAGCAAGGGGAGAGAAACUACAGGCCCAUCAAGUUCCCUUCAGCUCGCUGAACACCAUAGAACCACUGGGCCUAUCACAGACACAGCACCCUUGUCGGACGGAGAGUCUAGCCUUUGGCACAGGAGCCCCAAACAAGACAGCGAGACGGUCUUCUCUCCGAAGGUGAGAAGGCCUCGUGCGCUGUGUUCUCCAGACUACCUCCAGACUCCCAGGCAGGCCAGUGCCACCACCCAGCCCAGCAGCAGAGGAGCAGCCGGCAGCCCUGGCAGCUGCCUCCCUCCCCUCCUCCCUUCUGGGUAUUUGGUGACCGAGUCCGCUCCCUUCCUCCCGUCUCCCCCUGCUGUUCAGAGGCCCCCCAGCAGGGGGCAGAGUGUGGCCCGACGCCUGUGUGUGCCUCAGGGGGACAGUCUGGUCAGCCCCACAUGAACUCACACACGCAGGGACGGACAGAGAGAGACACACAUGCUGACACAGGUACACGCUCAGAGAACCACACACAGACACACACACAUGCACACAAGAACACACAUGCACACACACAGGAACACUCACACACACAGAAAACCAGAUUCAGGGACACACACACAAUGAACUAGAUUCAGGGACACACGCACACAAGAAACUAGAUUCAGGGACAUGCACUCACUAAGGGACUCGCUCUGAGAACAUCCCAUCUCAACAUCCAUUGCCUGUGUACACAAGCAAGAAAUGCUCUGUGGUUCAAUAUUAUUAAUCCAGGCCAGAAAAGGGAAUACAACAACUUUAUCUGAUAGAAACUGAUAAAUGAUUUUGAAUUGUGUAAAAAAAAAAGAAAAGAUGAAUGCACUUUAUCUGAAAAUGUCUGAGAUGUAUUUACCCUGUCCAGUGUUUCUCAUUUUGUAAAACAACCAUAGUCAUAAAGGUGUAUUUAUUUUCAAACAGUCUUAACAGACUGGAUACAGAACUCCCAUCAAGGUUCAUCAUCCUACGCCAUGACACAGGAAGCACACUCAAUUGAUCUUUAAAAUAGAUUUUAUUUACCAUUUUGUAAUUGAACAGUUUACGAUAUACAGCUGACAUGACUAAGACAAUUCAAUGGAUUUUGGCCCUAACAUUUCAAGACAUGGUUAGAUAGAUAGAUAUGAUAAGAGUACCAGAAUAGGAGUUUUUAUUUCAUUUGUGCUUAUACUUUCCUUCGUGAUAUAAUUUACAUUGGCCCAAUAACAUGCCCUCUGAGGAACCCUGGACCCAACAGCAGCGCGCCAAAGCACCAACAGGCAUCAUACUUCGUUAUUA
Molecule: messenger RNA, 2601 nt
Organism: Osmerus eperlanus (European smelt)
Lineage: Eukaryota; Metazoa; Chordata; Actinopteri; Osmeriformes; Osmeridae
Gene: ccdc24
Product: coiled-coil domain containing 24
Exons: 9
Coding region: 19-1752 (577 amino acids)
Source: RefSeq, a predicted model, not a curated record